Messenger RNA from Megalopta genalis, 2150 nucleotides. RefSeq names its product putative inorganic phosphate cotransporter. The record is from RefSeq and is a predicted model, not a curated record. NCBI's taxonomy places the organism in Eukaryota, Metazoa, Arthropoda, Insecta, Hymenoptera, Halictidae. Gene Ontology annotation, cellular component: membrane. Gene Ontology annotation, biological process: transmembrane transport; monoatomic anion transport. Gene Ontology annotation, molecular function: transmembrane transporter activity.
CGGUGUCAUCAGUAACGCAGUGAACCGAUUCGGUACCGUUUCCUUCUCCGCGUCCGCGUCCAAGUACAAAAGUUCCUCGAGCGACUCCUGCUCUACCAGCAGACAUUUCGGAAAUAUGUCCUGAAGAGGGCUACGCUUCCACGUCUGGUCCCAGAUAUCUUGAAGAAAUAUUCGGCGAACCUUCACGAUGUACAAGCAGUUCUACAGGACGUUUAUUCCACGAUGGAUCCCAUCGCGCGUGGUCAUCUGCGUGAUGAUGUUCUCGGCUUGCUGGACGAACUAUAUGUGCCGGUUGCAGAUGCCUAUCCUGGCGGUGCCGAUGAUCAAGGCUGGCGCCGUUAACGAGACCGGCGGCGCGUGUGUCGAGGACUCUCGACUGCGUCGCGCGAUAUCCUUCCUGGAUCCUGGCGCCCAGCUGGAGGACUAUAUCCUCUCGGAGCGCCUACGAGCCGAAGAAGAGGCCGCGCUGACCAACAUUCGGUUCCCGCGACAAGAUGGCGGUGGAGCCAAGGAGGUCGAUGCGAAACCAUCGGGUUCAAGGUUGAGGUUGGUCAGCGGAGAGCCGUUCGAUUGGAAGCCGGAGGUCAGGGGUCAGCUGAUAGCUGCCUACAGUUACGGGAACGUUCCCGGUAACUUCCUUGGAGGAAUGAUGGCGGUCCGUUGGGGACCGAAGCACGCGAUCCUCUGGACUUCGGUGGCGGCCGCUGUAGUCUCCCUGGUGAGCCCGUUCUUGGCACAGAUGCACUGGGUGGUCCUGAUGCUGUCCAGGGUGGUGGUGGGUCUGGCGGGUGGUGUCACGUUCCCCGCGUGCCAUUCUUUGGUGGCCCAGUGGGCCCCGCCCGACGAGAAGUCGAGGUUCGUGUGGUCGCUGCUCGGCGGCACGUUCGGCACGAUUCUCACCUACCCUAUGGUGGCCAUGAUCGCGGACAACUUGAUGUGGGAGAGCGGCUGGUACAUCCCCGCCUUGUUGAUGAUGGUGUGGAUCGCGUUCUGGGCGGUGCUCACCUACGACUCGCCCGCCGAGCACCCUGGAAUCAGCGAGGAGGAGAAGCAGUACAUUCUACAGGCUCAGGCGGGGACAGUGAGGACGAAGAAACCGUCGCUCAAAGAGACGCCUAUCAAGGCGAUCCUGACCUCGGUUCCGUUCCUCAGCCUGGUCUGCUGCCACUUCGGCAACCUGUUUCUGCUGUUCUUCUAUCAGAACGCGAUGAUGCUCUACCUGACGAAGGCGCUCGGCUUCCAGUUGACCAAAGGAGGCAUCGCCGCUAGCUUGCCGUGGGCAUGCAGGAUGCUCCUGGGCUUCUUCUUCAGCUGGGCCGGCGAUGUCUUGAAACGCAAGCAGAUCGUCAGCGUCACCGUGCUGAGAAAAGCCGCGACCGUUUUCUCUCACUUUAUACCCGGCCUCUUCCUGAUCUUGGUCGGCUACGUCGGCUGCCGGUUUCUCCUGGCGAACGUGUUCCUGGUGCUCGCUCUCGGCUUCAACGGCGCCGCUGCCAUCUCGAAUCUGUCCAACAAUCAGGACCUGUCGCCGAACUUCGCCGGUUUCAUCUACGGUUUGAUGAACGCGGUCGGCUGUAUGUCCGGCAUGAUCAUCUCCCCGAUGGUCGAAGAGAUCGCUGGAAAGUACGGGAAUCCCAUAGAGAAGUGGCAGAUACUGUUCUGGAUCGGAGCCGGUGUCUGCAUUUGCUGCAUGGUGAUUUUCAUCGUCGGCGGCAGCGGGAACAUCCAGAGUUGGAACGAGAUCCGCGAGGACGAGGACGAGGCGGAACGAGGUCGCAGGAAUUAAGCUUCGACGUGACGUGAAAAUGAUUUGAAGCUGCAGCUCGAGACAACGACCAUCUACAACCCCUACGCAAUGACCAAAUGAACUUUCACUCACCGGGCCGGAUCUUCGGUGUGGAAUAUUUUUAGCAAACGACGGGACGAUGCGUGUCACGUUUCUUUUAUUUUUUUGUUUGUUUUAGUAAUCUAUCGCCUUGUCACGCGUAACUCGUUCGAGCGUGAAAUUUAUAGUACAAGACACGUUGUCCGCGCAACGACAACUUUCUAUGCUAAAUGUAAUUCUUUAUUUUAUACGAGAUUUCGAAUGUUUUAAUAUACCAGCGAUUAUUGGACUCUUACAUGCAAUAAUAAAGUACGUUUAAAUCGCA